This is a messenger RNA of Olea europaea var. sylvestris, 2055 nucleotides long. Its product is annotated as protein ACTIVITY OF BC1 COMPLEX KINASE 8, chloroplastic-like. The transcript has 9 exons. Bases 795 to 1553 code for a protein of 252 amino acids. The record is from RefSeq and is a predicted model, not a curated record. NCBI's taxonomy places the organism in Eukaryota, Viridiplantae, Streptophyta, Magnoliopsida, Lamiales, Oleaceae. Gene Ontology annotation, biological process: regulation of response to reactive oxygen species.
AUAUCCUACCCAAUUUUCCAUUACGGAACUAACAUGACUCGUGUCUUUUAAACUUUUUGAUCAGUAGUAAGUGCAUCUUUGCCAACUUAUAUAUUUUGAUUAUUUAAAUUGAUUUUUGGAUAAGGUUUGUGAUGAGUGAAUGAAAUCUAACCACAGAAAGGGCUUCCAUGGUGUUAUGAUAUAGUUGGCUUUUCGUUGAACUGUUCUUUUAGCAAUCCCUAUUAUCUUGCCAUUCAUCAUUUUUGGAGUCCUUUGUUCGUUGUUAUUACUUUUUUCAAAUAUAGUGUCCUCAAAAGUUGGUUAUAAGGGGGAGUAGUAAUUUGUGUACAUUGUUUACAAAUCAGAGUGUCACUUUUGAUGGCUAUAACCAUGCAGAUAAUUUGUGAUUCAUGGUUUCUUAGAUAUUCAUUUUUAAGGAUGCUGAAAGUUUAUUGAAUAUAAAUCUUACAGUUGAGGUUCUGCCUCACUCUUGCUCAGUUUGAGGAAACUAUUCAUUAUAUUCCAAUAGAUGGUUCAGUGAGAGAACCCUAAUUAUGUUGGAUAGUUCCUCCUUAUGAGAAGAGCUAUGUUAAUAAUAUCUAUGUUAAUAACAUAAGGAAAUUACAUUCCGUGAAAGUUUUUUCUUAAUGAUGAUUUCUUUUGAAUUUUUUUAACAACCUUUUUUUUAAAAGUAGAAAUAGGUUCUGUUGUUUUCUACAUUUCUGAACACUGUCCUGUUGGAAAAGACCUGUACUCUAUCUGCAAAGAAAUUGUCAAAUAAGUCUAAGUUUUGUUUACUUGAGCUAGACAAUAGUAUGGAUCUUGAGUUUCUCUAUAUUUUGUAUUCCACUUCAUGCAUUGCACUAAAGGUAAACUGGCGCAGCUUUGAAGAGCGGCUUGCAGCACAAAGAAGAGAAAGAGAGAUGGCAACUGCAGCAGAACUUGGAUUCAAGAAGCCUUUAAGCAAGGAGGAAAAAAUAGAAAAAAAGAAACAACGUUUAGCGGCAAUUGGUGAAGAUCUGUUGGCCAUUGCAGCAGAUCAACCCUUCCGCUUUCCUGCUACUUUCACUUUUGUUGUUAGGGCAUUUUCAGUUUUGGAUGGCAUUGGGAAGGGCCUCAAUCCUCGAUUUGAUAUUACUGAGAUUGCUAAACCCUAUGCUCUAGAAUUAUUGAAAUUUCGUGAAGCUGGUAUUGAAGUUGUUGUGAAGGACUUCAGGAAGAGAUGGGAUAGACAGUCCCGUGCAUUUUAUAAUUUAUUUAGGCAGGCUGAUAGAGUUGAAAAGCUUGCUGAAGUCAUCCAGCGACUGGAGCAAGGUGAAUUGAAGCUUCGUGUUCGGACUUUGGAGUCUGAGAGAGCUUUUCAACGUGUUGCAGCUGUUCAAAAUACAGUUGGAAGUGCAGUUGCUGCUGGAAGCUUAGUUAACCUUGCAACGAUUCUAUACUUGCACUCCAUCUGGACACCUGCAAUGAUUGCGUACACCUUCUUUGCAUUUUUUGGGUUCCAAGUUUUGAUUGGUAUUUUCAAGGUUAAGAAAUUAGAUCAAAGAGAGAGGCUGAUCACUGGAACUGCUUAGGAAUAUGAUUCAGAGUCGAAAUUUACUUACAGGAAGAAGCUAUUCUCUUCCAAUUAUAUUAGAGAGAGCAAGAUCUGAAGGCAGAUACUUGAUGUUUUUCCAGAACCUUUGUCCCCCGGGGACUCUAUUCUUCGAGUAUGAAGACGCUGCUGUGCAUCUGAUUACGACAUAAGAGCUCGCAAUUCAAAGUCAGUUUUCCGUUAGAUUAGCUAAUUUAUUUUGCUCAGUAACCAUGAAACUAACAAGAAUUUUCCCCCAAGUCCGUGGAAGCUCGAGUUUUUACUGGCGAGCUGAUUGCUUAUCUGCCUGUAGUAUCAUAUGUAGAUAUAUUGUUGUAAAGUGCAGUAGUAGUAACUGGAAUUGAUUUAAGAAGUUCACCAUUAUCUUAGAUUGAGGAACCAAAAAACCAUGUAUAAUAUAUAAAAUAUGUUAAAAUUUUUGCAGUAGUGUAAAAACAUAUUUCUUGUGGAAAAUAAAUGAGAUGUCGACUUGAAUGUCCUUU